GUCAUUUUUUGCCCUUUCUCCCAUUUAGAUUUGGUGUCCACCCGUGUGGUGGAGGAAUUGCAUGCAGUCAUGCCCGCACGAGAGAGUAUUUCCGCUGCAUACUUGUGUUGAGACAAGAAAAGCCGUCUGAAUGUCUAUUGACUGAGAGCCCGAGAAAGUAGGUGAGGGUCCCAGAUCCUUCAUGAAAAAUUCAGCACCUAAUCGUUGAAUUAACCGGGUGAGAAGCUCAGUGGAGGAGGCAGUAAGGACAAUGUCAUCGACGUAUAGAAGAAAGCCAUAUGUAACUCGGUAAGAUCUGAACCCAGCGCCUGUUGAGCAAAAGUUGAGAGCUUCUCUGGGAAAAUUUUCGCCCAGCUCUUUUGCUUUCGUCUAUUCUUAAGCUAUGGUGAUUUCCGAGCUUUAAUCUGUUGUUUUGUGGUUUUUCUUGGCUGGAAUCUACUUCGUCUGGAUUUGAUUUGGAGAACGAACGAUGGCCAAAACAGUAGUUGCGAGAGCCGGCAUCGCAUAACUACUGUUCAUGUCGUCUAUGUGAGAUUUAUUUGGAUUCAACUGAUAAAUGUUUGAAAUUGAUGCUUAUUAGUGUUUUUCGACCUAUGAUUUUACUUCCGUGUUUGAACUAAUCAACUGCGGAUUUCAUUUCGGUAAGUCGAAGGCUGUUCUGUUGCUACUGCGAUUUGAGGAAACAGUGUUUGCGAGCUCUGGUUUUCCUAAAUCGUGCUGUAGGUGGUAACUAUGGCUGGCAAGAAGCAGGGUAAAGGCGCGGCAACGCCGUAUGUGAGUACUCGGUCUUGAACUGUUGUGGGUUUCAAUGCUUUGGAGGGCUUGGAUGACAAUUUCCCUGCACUACACGGUAUGAAACCUGGGAAGAAGACAGUUGAUACUCUGGCCGGCCCUGGGAAUAAUUUUGAAGACAACUCUGACUCUGCUAACGAGCUGCUGCUUGGCUCUAAACCGGUGGACUCUGCAAAGCAGGGCACUGCAAUAGCUACUGCUCCUGCUGUUAACCUUGGAGAUGGGGAAAAGGCUGUAAAGCAACCACCAGCUGCGGAUAAAGAAACUGCUAGACCUAAAGCAGUAAAUGCUUCAAAAGAAAUUGGGGGACCUGCUGCGUCUGUGGCAGUAAGUCCUGGAGCUGGAGGUAUUACUAAGCAGACUUCUAAUGCUGCAUUACUUAAUGGAGGAUCUGCUGCUAAAAUAAAUGCUGGGGAACCACAAACUUUGGCAGCAACUCCUACCCCUUGGACCGCCCUAUUUAAGGACAAUCGUGACCCAAAGCAUGGCAUUAAAUUGAGGUAUGUCCCUCCUAAAGGAGAUACUUUGGACUUUGGUGAUCGUGUACUACCUUCUAUGGUUCAAAUGUGGGGUUUUUGCUUAGUUGGACACUUCACUGGAAAAUUUCCCGGACUCAAAGCGGUUCAUGAGAUUAGAGCUACUUGGGGUGUGAAAUGUCUUGUGAGGUCUCACAACAAAGGAUGGGUAAUCUUUAAAUUUACAAAUGAGGAGGAUAGAUCGAAGGUACUACUUAACGGACCUUACAAUGUCUUUGGGAAACUUCUUAUGCUCAAAGAACUCUCGGAUGACUUCUCAUUUGAAUACGAGGAGUUUCUUAAGGUUCCAAUUUGGGUCAAGUUCCCUAAACUAUCAAUGAAGUUAUGGAAUGAUGAAGCUAUGAGUGAGGUGGCAUCGUUGGUUGGGGUCCCAAUUACCACGGACAAGAUCACCCAAGAAAGGACAAACAAUGAAUAUUCUAGAGUGUUGAUUGAAGUUGAUGUUUCAAAGCCACCGUCACUUUCUUUUCCCAUACGGCUACCUUCCAAAAAGGUAUUCAAACAAAGUGUGCUUUAUGAAACUUUCUCUAAUUAUUGUUUUCAUUGCAAACAAUUUGGGCACCACCCAUUUAUUUGUAAAGAAAUAUCUAAAAGGGGUGUUGAAGGAAGUGGGGAUAAAGGGAAACAAGUUGUUGAAAGCAUAGAGAAAGAACAAGGAAUUGACAAAACUGCGAAGAUUGGGAUUGCCCAGGGGUCGAGCCCGACCGGGUGUCAGCCUGACCUGAUCGGGUUACACAGAUCUGCUGCUGCCCAGGGCACACACCCGACCGGGUAUGCCCCAAACCCGAUCGGGUCUCAUGAGCAGACAGCCCAGGUUUAUGUUGCUUCCAUUUCUGAGCCUGAAACAGCUUCAAAUGGGCAGUUUACUACUCAGGGGCAAUUAAGAGAUGGCGAGAAAUUGGGGGACGAGACCGAUGUCAAUUUGGAAGCUAUGGGGAGGAUUGUGAGGGAUGAAAGUGAUUUGAAACAAGAUGAUGUUGUCACCAAAUGUGAGGUCAUAAACGGUAAGACGCUCAAGUUGCUUGUCAAACCGUUUAGAUACGUCUGUACUAGUGUCAUUAGAGUGGAUACCUCCCUUCGACUUACGGAUGACUUGGAUAAGAAGGGCCUAACAUUCACCGCCCAUUGUCCUGAGAGGUUGCCGGGGGUUACUAAGAAGAAAGGGGAGGUUUGCUAUGACUCAAAGUUCACUACUCCUUUCCGUGCUUUCUUUGGAUGUUAAAUUAGGGAUACCUAAUAUUUUGGUGUGCUAGUGUUUUGAGCUUAUUAUGUUCCUAAUGUUUUUUAGGUUCAAAGUGUUGACUUUUGAGGAUUUCUAUCUUGAUGUUGUGGUAUCCCAUGUUUAGGGAUAUGCAUUUUGCUUGUAACAUUGACUUGUUAUUUCUUUCGGUGUUAAUAUAUAUUUACAUUUCAUCCAAAAAAAAGAAAACCAUAUGCGGACCAUGCCUGUAUAUAAA
Messenger RNA from Cuscuta europaea, 2785 nucleotides. The record is from the annotation of a GenBank genome assembly. Lineage: Eukaryota; Viridiplantae; Streptophyta; Magnoliopsida; Solanales; Convolvulaceae.